AUCAUUAUAUUAAUAAUUAUCCAAAUGGCUUCUUUUUAUUUAAUAUUCAAAUAAACUAAACCAAAAUUCACUAAAACAUCAUGUCAGGAAAGUAUUAUUAUCAAAAUUCAACUAAAUCCAUUUUCAAUCCAAAUAAUUUGUAAAAAAAAAAAAAACUAUGUAAAAAAAAAAGAAAACCGAAAAAUUUUGGAGAAAUAAAAAAUCGAAAUUGUCUAAAUCGGCACAGUCGCACGACGCAGAAAAUCCCGGAUCACUGCCAAUAAUCGUCUUUGAGAAUGUCCCGAGGACGACUCUUUAUAUACGCAAUGAGAGUAUGCGAAAAUAGAGGAAGAGCAAACAGAGGCGUUCGCACAUCUAGCUCCCGUCGACGUUUACCUCUUUUAUGAGGUGGAAGAACCUAAUCUUAUCCAUAGUGUGCAUCGUCAUAUAGCAGAGACAACGUCCUGACCUUACACCACUAUAUGUAUUAGGCAUAAGUACUUUACUGACAAAGUAGCAGCCCAUCCCUGGCGGAAAGAAACGAAUCACGACAGUCGCAUCUAGGAUUCAAUGUCUAUGGUCAAUUUAGAGGAAUACAUAUUGUGUUUAAACUUUCAAUCAACAAUCGAUAAAGUAGAUUUUGUCUUUAUUAAUUGCUCAAGCAGACAAUAAAAUUUGUUCAAUACUUUGUGAUAUGGUGUCUACAGCAACGGAUGUCAAAUCUUUGAUUUUACUGUGAAUAAUAAUAACAAAAUUAUGCAGUAUUCUGUUAAAUUAAUAGGAAUUUUUUAAGAAAUACUUUGUGGUCGGCUAAUUUUUGUAACUGGUUAUAAAAAAAAAAAAGUUGUUUAUCUAUUCUUGACGUUUUGUAAAGAAAAAAAAAAAAAUUGGUUAAAAAUGGAUGAAGCCAGAUAUCUAAAAAGAAAAAUUAGAUCUGGAACCUUAGACGUACAUCCAACAGAAAAAGCUUUAGUUGUAAAUUACGAUGUAGAAGCACUUAUUUUAGGAGAAUUAGGAGAUCCUAUGCUUGGUGAUCGAAAGGAAUGUCAAAAAAUUAUUCGACUGAAAAGUUUGAAUGCCGAUACAAAUGUUGCUUUAUUAGCGAAAGAAGUCAUUGAAAAAUGUUCAUUGAUUCACGAAUCGAAAUUACAUGAAGUAGAGCAGUUGAUUUAUUAUCUUCAAAAUCGACGUUCAAACAGUGAUGGAUAUGAAAUUAAUGCACAACCACCGAGACCAACAUCGACAAAUUCAAUGAAUAAUGAAAAUAGCAAUUUAGAGCGUGCUGUUAUUAGUAACAUUGACAAUUACAUUGAAUUGCUUUAUGAAGAAAUUCCCGAUAAAGUCAAGGGUUCUUCACUUAUUUUACAAUUGGCAAGAAUUCCUGAUAAUUUAUUGGAACUCGCUAAAAAUGAGUCAUUAUUAAGUGCUUUGGCGCGAGUUUUGAGGGAAGACUGGAGACGCAGUAUUGAACUUUCCACCAAUAUAAUUUAUAUAUUUUUCUGUUUUUCAACUUAUACACGAUUUCAUAACAUCGUUUUGGAAUACAGAAUCGGUUCCCUUUGUAUGGAUAUUAUUGAUUUUGAAUUGCAACGUUACGAUCAAUGGCGCGAGGACAUGGAAAAACAUAAACGUCAUUUUGAAAGUAAUACAGGACUUUUACUUUUUCCAACAUUAGGAAAUGGAAGUGAUAUUGGCGAUAGGAAAAUGAAAUUUUUCGACGAUAUUUGGAAUGCAGAUGGUCCAUUAGAAUUUGAAGUUAAUAGUAAUAGUAGAAAAUUUAAAGACAUUGAUAUGUCGUCACUCAAAAUUCCCGAAUGUGAAGUGAAACGUUUAAAAGAUGAACUUGAAAAGAAUCGAAAAAAAUUCAAAAGUCUCACAAAAAAACAAGAACAAUUACUUCGAGUUGCAUUUUAUUUAUUAUUAAAUAUCGCUGAGAAUACGGAAGUGGAGAGAAAAAUGCGCAAGAAAAAUGUUAUUGGAAUGCUGAUAAAAACUCUUGACAGAUUUAAUAGUGAUUUACUUAUUUUGGUGGUGACAUUUUUGAAGAAAGUGUCAAUUUUCCGGGAAAACAAGGAUCUCAUGGCCGAGGAAAAUGUUAUUGAAAAAGUGCCGAAACUAUUACAAACAAAUAAUCCUGAUUUACUUUUGUGUACAUUAAAACUUUUAUUUAAUCUUUCGUUUGACACAAAAAUGAGAGGGAAAAUGAUUCGCGUUGGAUUAUUGCCAAAAUUAAUAAAAUUCUUAACAAAUGGCGAAAUUAAGAAUAAAUCAACAAUUCUUGGAUUAUUGUAUCACGCAAGUAUGGAUGAUAAAGUAAAGGCAAUGUUUCCAAAUACUGAUUGCGUUCCAAUGCUAACGGAUAUGUUAUUAAUGGAUUCUGAUGACGAACGACAUAAACCGGAAUUACUUGCCUUGUGUAUAAAUUUGGCAUUGAAUAAUAAAAAUGCUCAGCUUAUGGUCGAAAAUAAUCGUUUACAAAAAUUAAUAAAAAAAGCAUUUCGAAAUCAAGACGCUUUAAUUAUGAAAAUGAUUAGAAAUAUUUCUCAACAUGAUGCGACUAAAGAAAAUUUUGUUGAUUUUGUCGGAGAUUUUGCAAUGGCAGUUAAUCAAUCGGAUUCUCAAGAUUUUGUUCUUGAAAUUGUUGGAAUCAUGGGAAAUUUAACAUUAGAUUUGGAAUAUUCGCAAAUUCUUCAAACAUGCAAACUCGUUCCUUGGAUUCGUAAUAAUCUCGUUCCCGGAAAGGCGAAAGAUGAUUUAGUUUUAGAAAUUGUGAUAUUUUUGGGUACUUCUGCUGCUGAUGAGGAUUGUGCACAAUUAAUGUGCAAAGCAGAUAUUCUCUUGUCGUUAAUUGAACUAUUAAAAGCGAAACAAGAAGAUGACGAAAUAGUUUUACAGAUCAUAUAUGUUUUUUAUCAAAUUUCAAAACACGAUUUAACCCGAGACUAUUUAAUUCGUGAAACUGAAGCACCAGGAUAUUUAAUAGAUUUAAUGCACGACAAAAAUUCGGCGAUACGAAAAGUUUGUGAAGUUUGCCUGGAUGUGAUAGCGAUGUAUGAUAAAGAUUGGGCAUCGCGUAUUAAAGUUGAAAAAUUUAGAUCUCACAAUCAACAGUGGAUUGAAAUGGUCGAAUCAAUUGUUAUUGAUCCAGCCAAUCAUUUAUUGUCAGGAGAUGAUGACGAUGAUAAUUUGCCUCCAUUCUUAAGUGGAGAUCUUCUCAAACACACAAUGUUAUUCCCUUCUGGAAUUUCGGCGAAUUUCAACAUGACAGAUGAUGGAGAAUCAGUGACAAAAGCAUCAUCAGAAUCAUCGGAAAAUCCGAGUCGUCCAAUUAGUCGAUACAGCAGAGAUAUCGACGAUUUAAAUGAAUUAAUGGCACGAUCAAAGUCACGUAUUUCAAUUGGUUCAGUUAGUAUUGAUGAUUUUUAUCCACAACAAAAUUCCAAAUCGAAAUUCACUGAAUCAGAAAGUACUCACGUUUUAAUAUAAGAAACAGUCAUUUUAUCAAUUUCAUUUACAAUAAUGUUAUUUAUUUUCGUCUUGAUUUCAUUAUAAGUGCCAUUAUUUUUUAAUAAUUACAUUUUUAUAAAAAAAAAAACCAAAAAAACAAGAAAAAAAAUAACAAAUCGAGAAUAUGAAACUCGUACAUCUGUAUAAGCAAAAAUUAAUCAUUUUUUCCAUACGAAA
Messenger RNA from Leptopilina boulardi, 3663 nucleotides. RefSeq names its product kinesin-associated protein 3 (gene Kap3). Gene Ontology annotation, cellular component: kinesin II complex; axoneme; ciliary transition zone. The record is from RefSeq and is a predicted model, not a curated record. The transcript is spliced from 18 exons. Bases 877 to 3465 code for a protein of 862 amino acids. Gene Ontology annotation, molecular function: kinesin binding. NCBI's taxonomy places the organism in Eukaryota, Metazoa, Arthropoda, Insecta, Hymenoptera, Figitidae. Gene Ontology annotation, biological process: microtubule-based movement; cilium organization.